Molecule: messenger RNA, 2961 nt
Organism: Symbiodinium sp. CCMP2592
Lineage: Eukaryota; Dinophyceae; Suessiales; Symbiodiniaceae
Source: the annotation of a GenBank genome assembly
AUGGCUGAUGCGGCCAAUAAUAAAAAAAAGGCUGAUACGGCCAAUCAAGAAGAGGCUCAACUGAAGUGGGCCCGUUUGCGCUCGAAGUGGCAGCAGGCAUGCGAGCUGCCUGGCCAUGGGACUUGGCUGGAUGUGAAGCUCGCACCUUGGGGUGUUGGGUGCAAAGCUUGCAAAGCAGCUGGACUCACAGGCAGCCUUGCCCAGUACAGGGUGAGGACGACAGCUGGCCUCCAGAUGCAGAACUUCUUGAAGCAUCAGAAGAGCGCAAGCCACAAGGAGGCAGUGUCACAGUUUGUGGGCGGUUCCAGCUCCACUGAAGUUGGAGCUCCCCCACCUCAGAGCUUUGAAGCACUUAUAGACGAGAUUUCGGCUGGAAGGCCUCCUGGCUGCAGAAAGAACAGGCAAAUGACUUUUUGCUUGGCUGAAGCCGCAAAAGCUCUAGACCAGGACUUCGUGGCCAAGGCUUCAAAGGUGUGUCUCUUCAGAGACGAGCGAAAAGGACGGUUGCUGCUCAGAUUCCGGGCUGUUGACAAAAACCUGCUUGUCCGAAGUGGCACCAUGGGGUUGGCUAUCCAGCCAGGCACAGGGGCGAGGAACAUUACUGAAGCGACUCGAAAGAUCAUGAAACGAUUUUGCACGCGCUUCGCAGGCUGCCCCAACUCAUCACGCAAAGACAAGAAGGCAAAGCCUUUCCUGAAAGUGAAACUCUUCAAGCACCUUACAGAGUCUGUUACUUGCAUCGCAGUUGACGCCGCCGCAGAUGAAGUUCUGAGCUCUGAGCUCAUGCGUGCUUCGGCGUGGAACGGCAGCCAACAGAAGCUGACUCCCAAUCUUCGCUUCGUGGUUCGUGACAAGGCACACGCCAGUCGCCGAAUUACGUCUCGUCCUUGGAGUGCGGAUGAUGUGCUUAAAGAUGUUAUGCAGUUCAUGUGCGGCGGCCGGCAUUCUAUUGCUAAGUUGCUUCAAUUUAGCGAAGAAAUCAAGCGUAUAUUCGUGGAAUUUACAACGAGCACCGACACGGUGCUAAAGCGGGCAGUCUCCAAUUUUCGUGCUGCUGCACAUCGCUUCGAAUCACACGCUAAACCACUUGGCCGCACAUGCCUCUACAUUCAUGCUUGUAUCAGAACAGCUCUGCGCCUUACCAAGACUCGCAGCGACGCAAGUGGGCAAAAGGCAAAGGCAUGGCUCGUGUGGCUGUCGGAAGAACGGGCUCUUCUGGCAGCGAUGUUGGCUGAUGCGGCCGACUCGCGGCUGACUCGGCUGAUGGACACUGAGAGAGUUGAUCCGGCCAUGCUGUGCCGCGAGGUGUCUUUGUAUAUGUCUUCUGUGAAGGCACUGUUCCUGCAUGGUGCUUGCUUUACGGAAUUCGGCUUUACAUCGACGAUGUUGGAGACACUGAAAACACCCAUCGUUUUUCAGUUGGGUUCUGAAACGAAAAGCUUUGGUGACAGCAGCGGUGUGCCCGAGGAGAUCAAACAGCGGUGCCUGGCCAGGAUGCAAGCAUGGCUUAAACUUGCUGAAGCGGCGGUAGCUGCGGAAUUUCCUUCCUUCGAGAUUGCUCAGGCUUUCGACGUGUUCGACCUCAGCGGUGUCUCUCACAACGCCGACGAGAAGCUCCAGCGGGUCGCCAAAGCCUGCAACCUGGACGCGCAGGCGCUGAAAGCACAGUGGCGGGAUGUGUUUCCACGCGCCGAGAGGCUUCUGAAACAGAGCACGGACGUGAAUGCCAAGAACAAAGAUGCAUGGGCCUUGGCUUUGGACCGUUUAUGCCAACAUCACUAUACGAAAGGCCAACACCCGGUCGAAAUCCUCAGAGAAGCAUUGAUCCAGUACUUUUCUUUUGGGGCCAGCAGUUCCGGUGUUGAACAAAGCUUUUCAAAGUCCCAAUGGGGCUUUGGCACACGCAGAAAUUCUGCUCUUCAUUCCACUGAGGAAUUUUCAGUCAAGGCUUUACUUGACCUUCCGACUGUUGCGGCCUCGCAAAAAGACCGGCUGAUUCGGCUGGCUCGGCUGACCUGGGUGAGCUGCUUCGGCCAGUCAAGGUCAUCAACGGCAGAAAGGGUAGACAAAGGCAGCAAAAGAAAAACCGAAGACGAAGAAGCUAAGCCUGCAACGGAGGCUGCUUUUUUGCGCAAGCGCCGACGUGGUGAGGCGCUGGCUGCUGGGCGCAUGGAAGGCAACUCUGAUGUUGCUCUUGACCUGCACGAGCAAGUUUGGACACAAAAGCACCAGAAGGAACUGGAAUUUCAACAGAGGAAGAGGAAGAUGCGAAAGCUUCAAGCCUUCUCCGAGAAUUCUUUGCUGCAGUGCGAAAUAGAGGAUGGUAUGCAGCAAGAAUCCGAAGCAUGUCACAAAAACAUGAUACAAAGGGAAACCGCCCGUCGAACCAAAGAAAAAAAGAUGCUUCGGGCAGAAAAAGGCUGCUCGCGAGCCGACUUAAAGGCUGCCUGGGGAGGAAAGAAAGUUUAUCUGGCUGUUCCGGCCAAUAUGCACUUAGUGCAGGGAAUAUCAGACAUGGGCCUUGCGGUCACGAACCAAGCGUCCGCAGCGACAGUUAUUGUUUGUUCCAAGCCCGGACAUAUGCAAGACCCGCGGCUUCGAUUGCUUGCUGGGCUGCAAGGUUGCUAUGAAGUCGCUCCUUCAUUUUUUCUGACUGGUCAGGGCGCGGUACUGAAGAGGCGGGCGGCUGCUGCGAUCAAGCGAGUGCUCAUUGUGUCCAAGGCAUGCGCCAAAAAAUGUCCUAAGUUCUGGAGAUUCCUGCGAAGCUGCCUGCCGGAAAAUCACAAGUGGACAAUGGCCAAAACGGCUUUGUCCGCCAUUCGAGCAGCACACGGACGCUUUCCCGAAGAAAAACGUCUGGGUUGUCGUCCUUCCCGGCCAGCGAAAUCACCAGGACAUUCGAGGGCUCCCGAAUGUGUUCACGAUGCAGUCGUUGCCAAAGCGCAUCUGCAACGGCUUUGA